Molecule: messenger RNA, 8198 nt
Organism: Physella acuta
Lineage: Eukaryota; Metazoa; Mollusca; Gastropoda; Physidae
Product: protein-methionine sulfoxide oxidase mical3a
Molecular function (GO): protein binding; metal ion binding
Source: RefSeq, a predicted model, not a curated record
GCCGUCACCAAUCCCUCCACAUUUUUUUUCGCAUCGCGCGGGUCAUCUUAUGUCAUAAAGAUAGCCUACAGAUAUUACUUAUUACAUUGUAGCACUGUAUGAUGUUUUAAAAGAUACACCAAAGCUGCUCAGAUAGACCAGCUAUGAAUGGGCAGACAGAAGAAGAUGUUGGCGCCUCUUGUGAGCACGUGUUUGACCAGUUUGUCACAGCUGUGACAUGCAAAACCAUUUUAAGCAGCUUUCAGCAGUUGCUGGACCUGACUGGACUCAGGCAUGCUGACCACAGGCAUUUCUAUGAGAAGCUGAAAGCUAAGCUCAAAGGCUCAUGGAAGGCACAGAGUCUUUGGGUCAAGCUAGACAAGCGUGCUGCUCACAGAGACUAUGCCAAGCAACAGUCAUGUGCUGAUAUCAAGGUGCUUGUUAUAGGUUCAGGACCAUGUGGUUUAAGGACAGCUAUAGAAUGUGCUCUGUUAGGUGCUAAAACUGUGGUUGUGGAGAAGAGAGACAGGUUCUCUCGCAACAAUGUGCUCCACCUAUGGCCUUACCUUAUCACUGACCUGAGGAAUCUUGGUGCUAAAAAAUUUUUUGGAAAAUUCUGUGCUGGAGCUAUUGAUCAUAUUAGUAUAAGACAGUUACAGUGCAUUUUGCUGAAGGUUGCCCUACUGCUGGGUGUGGAGGUUCAUGUCAAUGUCACCUUUGAAGGACUGGUUGAGCCACCAGAGGACCAGAGUAAAGGUUGGCACUGUAGAACAACACCAGAGGAUCAUGUCUUGUCUGAAUAUGAAUUUAAUGUGUUGAUUGGGGCCGAUGGUAAAAGAAAUACAUUACCUGGCUUCAGACGCAAGGAGUUUCGUGGUAAGCUGGCCAUAGCUGUAACUGCCAACUUCAUCAACCGCAACACUCAAGCUGAGGCUCGGGUAGAGGAGAUCAGUGGCGUGGCUUUUAUCUUCAACCAGAAGUUCUUCCUAGACCUCAAGGAGUCGACACGCAUUGACCUGGAAAAUAUUGUCUACUACAAGGAUGACACACAUUACUUUGUCAUGACAGCUAAAAAAGCCAGUCUGUUAGAGAAGGGUGUUCUCAAAGAGGAUUACUCAGAUACAGUUGCCCUGCUUGAUAGAAGUAAUGUGAACCAAGAUGCCCUGAUGGCAUAUGCCCGUGAGGCAGCAGAUUUCUCCACCAACUACCAGCUGCCAUCCCUGGACUACGCUGUGAACCACUACGGGCAGGCUGAUGUGGCCAUGUUUGACUUCACUUCUAUGUUUGCUGCUGAGAACGCCUCCAGGUUCUUGUAUAAGAAUGGACAUCAUUUGCUCAUGGGGCUCGUUGGUGACAGUCUGCUAGAGCCCUUCUGGCCUACAGGCUCUGGUUGUGCUCGUGGAUUUCUUGGGGCAUUUGAUGCCGCCUGGAUGAUAAGGAGUUGGGCAAGAGGAAGAACUCCAUUGCAGGUGCUAGCUGAAAGGGAGAGCAUCUACACAGUCCUGUCACAGACAACUCCCAACUACCUGCACAAAAACCACAAUGCUUACAGCCUCGACCCCAACACCAGGUACCCCAACUUGAACUUACGAGCUGUGAAGCCAGCCCAGGUUAAGCACCUGUAUGUGGGGGGGACCUUUAGUGAACAGGACGUAGAAGAAGAUGUGGAGCCUAUUGUACCAUCAAAAAAACCCAGAAACAUUGAUUCAAGCAUAGACAGCUACACACUGUUGAGGUGGUGUCAGAAGGUGCUGAACACAGGGAAGUACCGGGAUGUACAUAUAGUUGACUUCACCAGCUCGUGGAGGAGUGGGCUUGCACUGUGUGCCCUCAUCCAUUCCUUUAGACCAGACAUGAUAAAAAACACCUUGUUGAUGGAGUGUGAUGUUGUUUCAAAUAACCAGCUGGCAUUUAAUGUGGCAGAGAAAGAGCUGGGGAUUCCCCCUGUGUUGACAGGUGAAGACAUGGCCAAGUAUGAGGUGCCAGACAAGCUGACCAUGGUCGCCUAUUUGUCUCAGUUUUAUGAGCUCUUCAAACACGAGCCUUUGCCAUCAUCCAUACCACUGCCUGUGAAAGCUAAACGAAAGAGCCUGACUCGAGACAUCAAACAGCCAAAAUCUCCACGCUCUCCCAACAAACGCACAUCCUUCAUUCAGAGGUUGGCCAAAAUUGCCAAAUCCAAGAAGAGAAAGGAACAGGAAGAAAAUGAAGGUUUCCCACUCAGUUCUAAAAAGAUUAAAGAAAGACAAGAGAAGGCAGAGGUGGAGUUGACGAGGUACAACAAGCUGCCUAUGGAAGAGAUAGCAAACAGACUGCAGCUUGACCGCAAGGCUGAAGAUCCACGUGUUAAAGUGAGUAAAGUGGAGGAGAGAUCUGGGGCUGUCAGUGUCACUGCUAUGGCUGAUCUGCUGGUGGCCAAGUUCAAGAGCAUUGAGGCCCAGCCUCCUCCUGAACCCAUUCGUAGGACGAAAGGUCAGCCAACUCUGCUGGCUGCGUCUGCUGCCAGUGAGUUCUGCUCAUUCUGCCAUAAGAGAGUCUACAUCAUGGAGCGCAUGAGUGCAGAGGGCGAGUUCUUCCACAGAGGCUGCCUCAAGUGUGACCACUGUGGGGUGGGGCUCCGCUUAACUAACUACGCUUGUGAUAGAGACUCUAAACCAGUCAAAUUUUAUUGCUACCGUCAUGCUGUACCUGAGAUGAGGACCAGACCAGCAAGGAAGAGAGGGUUAACUGAAGAGUCCCAGGAUGAUGUACCAGAGCUGGUGGUAACCCCUGCACCAGCUGCAGCUGGUCAGAAUGGACAAGGCCCAGCUGAGAAGUCGCCCAGAAAAACUGCAGCAUCAGAGCUGACCCCCCUGCUGAUGCCAAAAGAAAGUUCUGCCUGUCCCAAGAACACGCCAGAGAGGGUGGAGUUUGAGAUCUCAUUUGAUGGCUGUGAGGAGGAAUCUGAAGAAGAGCAGUUUGAGCACAACUUGCGGGCCUCCAUGUCAUCAGACACACUGCUGGAUGAUGAGUACUCAGAUUCUGAAUCAGACUACUCGGACUGUCAAUUUGAUGAACUUGACUAUCUUUCUGAGUCAGAGAUGGCUGAAAUUCUGGCCAACUGGUCAGGUGCUGAAGAUGAUGUUUGGGAAAAUGCUGUAGAGUCACCUCGACAUUUGACCUUGGAAGAAGCUGUUGAGCUGCAUGGUAGCUGGCAGAGACAGCACUCCAAAGAAAAUCUGGCAGAAGCCGAAGACAUGGAGUACACUAGGCUGGAGGCAGAGGAUAGCUCUUCCACAGAGAUAGAGGGUGAAGAGAGCAGCAGUUCAGAUGAGGAUGUGACAGAAGAAAGAACAGAGUCCUGCCACGUUGUCAAGUCUCCUCUCAGCCCAGUCUCCAAGAUCUCUGCCAGCAAAGCCAGUUUUUUCUCUGAACCUCCCACUGUGGUCAGCCUUGACCCAUGGAGCAUGUUUUCCAUGGGCAAUAAAGCAGAGGUCAGCGGCAGCAAGAGAAACAAGUCUUCUGAUAGGCAGUCAGUUAGCAGCCAGCGGUCAAGGAAAGACUCGUCCAGGUCUACAGAUGUGUCUGCCAGUCUAGAGCUGGACCAGCGGUCAGAUGAUGGCUCACUGGAUGAACUGGUGGAGGAUUUGACAGGAGUCACUCCACCAGGGGGGAAGACAGGGGCGGUCGUAUGUCAUGGCCAGAACAACAAUCACAUAGGCCAGAAGAAGCCGGGAACUUGUAGUCAGAGUAGUGAUGAUGGUGAUGUGUGCAGUGUAGAGGCAACAGCCAGGGACAUGGAGCAAGCUGGGGAGGGGGAUGACGAGCUGCUGGAGGGGGAUGAUGAGCUGGUGGACAAAGUCUCAGUGACUCUAGCCAUGGAACAACUUUUGCGUGAUCUUGACCAGAGACCGCAGUCCUCAGACAGCUCAGACUCUGGGGAAGUUUUCAUUGAAGGCAGGCACAGCCCUAGCGCCAGCAAAGCUCGCAAGUUUAGGGUCAAGAGGCAGGUGAAACGACCAAAGCAGCGCCCCCUAUCUAGGUCAAGUGAGAGUGAGGCAGGCAGAACAGACCCCACCACCACAGACAACUCUCAGCCUCACUCGUCUCGCAGCUCCAGCAUUGAGCAACCUGUCUCACAGGCUACUGACAUUCAGGCUGCUGGCAUUCAGGCUACUGACAUUCAGGCUGCUGACAUUCAGGCUACUGACAUUCAGGCUGCUGGCAUUCAGGCUACUGACAUUCAGGCUGCUGGCAUUCAGGCUACUGACAUUCAGGCUACUGACAUUCAGGCUACUGACAUUCAGGCUACUGACAUUCAGGCUACUGACAUUCAGGCUACUGACAUUCAGGCUACUGACAUUCAGGCUACUGACAUUCCUGCUCCACACCAAGUGGCACUGGAUAGCCAAGCAGACACAGAGGUCAAUGCAUCAGCUGGUCCACCCACAGCUUACCAGGUGAACACAGGUGAAGAGAGUCUCCAGCAGGUGUUGGACAGCAUAGGCACACUGUCAGAGAACUCCGACAUAGACGACAUUGCCCUGAGCAACAUUGAUGACAGGUUUGUUACAGACAGAAGGAGGCCUCGACGCCGCAGGCAGAAUGCUGACAACACCAGCUUCUCUAUUUCAACCCCAAGUGGGACUGUCUCUUCUGUCAGCUCCCUAGAGAUGGAAGAUUUUGCUGGACACACACUUGGUGAUGUCACAGCUGGACACACACUUGGUGAUGAGAUGAGCCCUGACCCUGAUAUGCUGAAAGAGUACACCACAGUGAUGAGCUUAGCUUUAAGUGAAUCUUUCUCUGAUGGCAGCAAUGAGGAGGUACAGCACAGCCCAGACACCAGUAUCUACAGCACCCCAGAUACCUGCAGGAAUAAAAUAGCCACAUCUAUUGCACCAGACCUUAGGGACUCUAUGGCUAGUGACUUGUUUCUCUCUCCACUAGAGACUUUCACCCAGUCUCCACUCACAGUCCAUCAUGUUCAUCCACCACCUCACAAAAAUUUACCAGAUAAUCCACCACCUCACAAAAAUUUACCAGAUAAUCCACCACCUCACAAAAAUUUACCUGACAAUCCACCACCUCACAAAAAUUUACCCGCUGAUCCACCACCUCACAAAAAUUUACCUGACAAUCCACCACCUCACAAAAAUUUACCUGACAAUCCACCACCUCACAAAAAUUUACCUGACAAUCCACCACCUCACAAAAAUUUACCCGCUGAUCCACCACCUCACAAAAAUUUACCAGAUAAUCCACCACCUCACAAAAAUUUACCAGAUAAUCCACCACCUCACAAAAAUUUACCUGACAAUCCACCACCUCACAAAAAUUUACCUGACAAUCCACCACCUCACAAAAAUUUACCCGCUGAUCCACCACCUCACAAAAAUUUACCUGACAAUCCACCACCUCACAAAAAUUUACCUGACAAUCCACCUCCAACAAAAGUAGUAAAACCCCAGAGAAAACUACCAGAACUUUCAAAAUUGAAAGUGUCAGUAAGAAAACAAGAAGGUGGUUCGACUACUCACCUAAACAAUCUAACUGACCACAGCAAACCUGCAGCUGACCACAGCAAACCUGCAGCUGACCACAGCAAACCUGCAGCUGACCACAGCAAACCUGCAGCUGACCACAGCAAACCUGCAGCUGACCACAGCAAACCUGCAGCUGACCACAGCAAACCUGCAGCUGACCACAGCAAACCUGCAGCUGACCACAGCAAACCUGCAGCUGACCACAGCAAACCUGCAGCUGACCACAGCAAACCUGCAGCUGACCACAGCAAACCUGCAGCUGACCACAGCAAACCUGCAGCUGACCACAGCAAACCUCCAGCCUACCCUAGCCCCUACAGUAAAGCCAUAUCGCCCCCAAUCUUCAAACCCCCACAUAAAACCAGAGUCCCCCUAGACAAGAGUAGACUUGUGCUGGGCUCCUCAUCUGACAGAGCUGAUUCAGAUCUGGAAGAGAAGAAGAAAAUAUCUGCAGACGGCAUUGUCAUAGGCAGCUCCGUGAGUGAUGACAUCCCUUAUGCAGAUGAGAGUGAAGCAGAAGAGAAGUUCUAUACCCCUGCAGCUGAGCUGAGCCACAGGCCACCCAAGUUUGCUCACACAUCCAGCCAGCAGUCCAAGACUGAGCACUCAGCUCCCAGGGUCUUAAGUGCUCAUCACAUACGGGACAUCCAAAAGGCCGAAGUGGAAAAAGCCAAACAAUCCAGUGAGAGGGCCAAGGUGAAACUGUCAGGGGAGGUCAAUGGCUCACACACUAAGGGACAUAACAAAGAAAAAAAUGUCAGGCAAGAGAAGCAGAGUGAGCUCCCCACUGACAGUGAUGACAACAGACUGUCCUCCCUGCAGACUUCCAGCGCCACUGAAGCUGAGCAAGGUUCACUCAAGAAGAAAAAAAAGAAGGUAAAAACACCCAAGAAAAAAAAGAAAGAUGUCAAUGAUAGCAGUGGGGAGAAGAAGAGGAGGUCCCUGUUGGCCUUGAUUUUACCUGAUAAACACAGCAGGAGGGGCAACCUGCCACAGGCCAGGUCAGCAUCACAAGAGGACCUUGAUGACAUCACACCCACAGUAGAGAGUAAAAAAGAUCUAGCCAUUUGCUCCGUCUUCCAUUCAGAGGCUUUAAACAAAUCUAGGAGCAAGCCAGUGGCGGUGCAGGCGGUGGCAGGGAAAUCUUUGGCACCCAAGUCAUGUACUGAUGAACUCUCUGACUCGGAUGAGAGCCAUUUAUCUUUCUCUACUCUACAGAAAAGACAGAGAGAAGAUUUAGAUGAGCGUGUAGCUCGCAGGCUGCGCAAGCUACAGCUGAAAGAACACAGGCAGGCGCAGCAGAAGAGGCUGAGGAUGGCACAAGAGAUCCAGCGUCAACUAGAGGAGGUGGAGGUCAGGCAGAGAGAGCUGGAGGAGAGGGGGAUCACUGUGGAGAAGGCUUUAAGAGGAGAUGGGCCAGAUGGAGACAGUGUUGAUGAAAGUCAGCUGAUGAGUGAAUGGUUUUCUUUGGUGCAUGAGAAGAAUGCUCUGCUGAGAUAUGAAUCUGAGCUUAAUGUCAGAGCUAAAGAGCUAGAGCUUGAGGACAGACAGGCCAGACUUGAACAUGAUUUUAGAGAAAGACUGAGACAACCUGCCAAUGGAGGUCUUCAGGAUGAAAGCAAGAAAGGCAGCAAGACAGACAGUGACCUAGUUGUGGAGGGAAGCUUGCUGGAUGAACUGCUGGAUGUCGUAGAGCAGAGGAAUACAUUGGUGGCUAUGUUAGAGGAGGACAGGCUCAGGGAGCAAAAGGAAGACACAGAACUCAAGACUAUCAUGGCACAGAAAGGAUUUUUAUUGUCUCCCCUCAGCUAUGACACUAGACAUGAGCGGAAAAAACUCAUUGAUUCUACUUCACCUGUUCCACUUUGAUCUUUGUCACAAAUUUAGUUGCUUCUACUGCCUCAACAUGUUGCUAAAGCUAUAAGAUAUACUGCUUGAGUUGUUGCAAUACAAUAUACUGCUUGCAUUGUCACAAUAAGAAAUACUGCUUGAAUUGUCACAUCUCAAGUUCUUCCAGGCUUGCAAACAGUGCAUUCCACCAAUGAUGUAGCAUGAGUUAGUUGACUGCACAUCAAGCAAUCUUUGUUUAGUACACCCCAACACACUACUAAAUCUUUGACCGCCCAUUCACACCAAGACUGACAAGUUACAAAAAUUGAAAUGUACUCUCCUUAUGCAAUAUGUAUGUAUGUAUAUGAUCAAAUUCUUGUGCAAUGUUAUGCAGCCAUUCUAAUGUCAUGUAUGUACAGGUAGACCUGCCUACAUGCAAUUGGUGGAUCUACAUUUCUGUGCUAAUACAUGUCCAACACACUAAGACCAACAAUCUCGUUUUAUUUAAUCAAGUUUUAACUCCACUAACAGCCCAUAUGUGACACUACAACUGACAUGUAUUUGUGAGCAAUAGAUCUAAUCAGAAUCUCACUGUGACAAACUAUCUCAGUAUAAUAUGCAUCUGGCCUAUAUGAGCUAGUGUUGUGUUGUCCAGUCCAUGAGCUAGUGUUGUUUUGUCCAGUCCAUGAGCUAGUGUUGUUGUAAACUAGUCACUGGUAGAACUGUAGCACAAUAUAUCUCUCACCAUGGGCAUCCCUGCCUGAAUGUAAUUUAUGUAUUCAGUUCUCCACUAUUUAUAUGUGAGUUAAUUUUUUUAAUGUGUAGGUUUGGAGAUUUGUUUUUGUAAAUUUACAGUGGGUCGCA